Molecule: messenger RNA, 2840 nt
Organism: Cadophora gregata
Lineage: Eukaryota; Fungi; Ascomycota; Leotiomycetes; Helotiales; Ploettnerulaceae
Exons: 4
Coding region: 673-2592 (639 amino acids)
Biological process (GO): protein maturation
Molecular function (GO): threonine-type endopeptidase activity
Source: RefSeq, a predicted model, not a curated record
AGCGGAUUUGGCGUCGAAGGAGGAGAGGUGGGAGAUCUUUACUGUAGCAUUGUCCUGCGGCUUCCUGAUGGGGAGAAAUAAAAUAGGUGAAAAGAGACAACCUUUUUCCUCGUGUCCUGCAGCCAUCCAUUUUCAUUUUCAUUCUCACCAACACCCAUAUCCUUUGCGCUGUUUCUAGCUUUACUUCACAAGUCAUUCGCUUCACUUUGGAUCUCUAUACCUGCACGAAGCUUCGAGUAUCAUUUUACGCUCGCUUCCAAGCGCGUUAUUCAUGACUUGGAUCGAGCUUCAUAUUUCCUAGGCCGGCGACAGCUGCAGUAGCAGCACAUUUGUCUCCCGAAUUCACCUCUGAGAUUCAACAUCGCGCCUCCUAAAGCCUCAUUUUAAUAAUCCUAUUGUGUUCCACAACAAUUCUUCUCUCUCCAGACCUACCAAUUCUCAACUUUACUCCCAAAUUGUUUCAUCAGAAUCCAGUUUGUUUGAACUGAGCACUGUCGCCAAUCCGAGAUCAACAGAACCGAACACAGGACGAAGACAGCUACUUUCGUUUUUCAUCAACAUUCUUCGAGUCCGAUCUAAUGCUAUACAUCGCCAUAGCAUAAAGCUACAAAGCUCGGUGUCGAUCUAGAUCGUUCGGACCCAUUCUUCUAACUUGAAAGGUCAUCUUUUCCCAUGCAAUCCUUCGACCUAUUGACUCGAGACCGCUCAACCUCAGCCAGAUUCAGAGCUGCCAGUAAUCAGCUCCGAAAAUUACGCCAAAGUCUGAGGACUUCGCUCUGCAGACACCACUAUCAGCCUGCCGAUAUUGUUCCUUCACCAUUUCACAACGACCCUGAAGGGCGGGAACAAUUGGCAAGAGCUGUGGCGCACGCACCUGAAACUAUCUCACAAAUACCUUAUCUCAGCUCAACCAUGGAUGGGGCGACCGAUAGACUGUUCAGACGGAGCCACCAAUCAAAUCAGCAAGGCAAUGUUGCUGCGAUCUUUGUCCAUGCUGGUGCCGGUUACCAUAGUACUACCAAUGAGCAUAUCCACCUCGGGGCAUGUGAUAGUGCUGCUCGAAUGGCAAUGCGUGUUCUGCAAGGAGGCGGAACCGCUGUUGAUGCAGUAGAAGCUGCUAUCAAGGUUCUCGAAGACAAAGAAAUUACCAAUGCUGGCUAUGGAAGCAAUUUGGCAAUCGACGGAGUUGUAGAAUGCGAUGCUACCGUCGUUGACUAUCUUGGUCGGAGUGGUGCUUGCGGUGCUACAGCACAGAUUAAGAAUCCUAUACAUUUGGCUAGAGCAAUCCUAGAAGCCUCCAGUAAGCCACUCUCCCUCCGAAGAGUUCCGCCAAAUCUCCUUGUUGGGCAAGGUGCUACGGACUUCGCAUGGGAGCACGGAAUUCCCGUUGUUCCGCAUGAAAUGCUUGUUUCUCGAAAUGCAAGAGAUCGAUAUAUACGCUGGCGAGAAGACCUAAGGCGCGUGGAAAGCGGUGGUCGUAUGACACCUAGCUCGAGUGCAAGCAACAGCCAAACAGACGAGCUGGACGCUGAGUAUGAGGAGCGCGUCCGAGCAAAGCAGCGACGAGAUCAUACUGCUGCUAUUAUCAAUGGUACAUGGAAUGAGGGUCAGCCGGAUUCCCCUGGAGCAUCUCCUCAAGUUACUCCAGGGCGUGAAAUGUGUACUCAAGAUCCCUGUCCAGCUCUUCUUUCUGUCAGCCCUCCAGCGUUUUCCAGCACUGCGACCUCUCGUAGUCGUGGUCAUUCACCAACAGGUCUCCCCGCGAAGCGCCCUCGUUUCGGAAAGUACCACAGUGAAGACAGACGGACGCAUUCGCUGCUCGGUCCAAGUGCCGACUUGCAUAAGAGCCCACCUGAAGUCUCUAUGAGCAAAGAUGAGUUCUUUUCCAAUGAUCCACCUCGACCUGGUAGCAGCGAUGGGCAGCACUCUCCUCCAUGCGAAACAGAAGCAUCCGAAAUCAGACCUUCUCGUGCUUUCUUUGAAGAGGGCACUGCAGAAUCCCCGCCUAAACUCUCCAGGAGAGGAGAAGAAGACGCUAUUACAGAUACUGUUGGUGCCAUUGCUAUCGACAUGUACGGGCACAUCGCCGCAGGCUCGUCCUCUGGAGGUAUAGGUAUGAAACUCCGCGGCCGUGUUGGACCUGCUGCUCUUGUUGGCAUCGGAAGUGCCGUCAUUCCAGCCGAUGAAGCAGAUGAGGAGGGCAUCACCGUGGCAGCUGUUACGAGUGGUACCGGCGAACACAUGGCAACUACCAUGGCUUCACAGCGGUGCGCAGAGAGGCUGUAUCACAAUACUCGGCGUGCCGAAGGUGGUGCAGAUAUUGAUGCGACCGAGGAAGAGGCCAUGGUGUCUUUCGUCCAGGCCGAUUUUAUGGGUCAUCCAGGAGUCGUGGGAAGUAACUCAGCAGGUGCUAUCGGUGUAAUGGCUGUCAAAAAGACCCCGUACGGAUUCUUCCUCCAUUUCGCACACAACACCGACUCAUUCGCUUUAGCAUCCAUGCAUUCAAGGGAAAGGGAGGCUAAGUGUGUGAUGUCAAGAAUUGGAGACCAUGGUGGUGUUGUGCAAGGGGGGAGGAAGAUUCGAGUCGACUGAUGAGUGUAAAUGCUCCCACCCUGUAGUCAUCAUUACUGCGUUUGAUUUCAUCAUUGUUUUAGCAUGGCGUUUGGUAGAUGGCAUAGGCCUCAUAAGGAUGGGGACAUGACUUAUGAUUGUGGCCUAGCGGCGGCACAAAAUUGCUUUGAUGGCGGUCAACAUGGGAGGGCUCCUUAUUCCGAACCGUCGAGAUAUGCUGGUAUUUUUUAGAGACACAUGUCUCGUAGAUAGCCUGGCGAAGAUUGUGG